AUGCAAGUGGCGGAGAUACAAAGGGCGGAAGCGGCGCAAGGGGCGGAAGCGCAAGGGGAGGGCGACUUGGAAUCAGGAAAGCACAAAAGCAGCGGGGACCACGGGGAAAUGGGUGCUCCUAGAGAAGCACGAUUCGCCGAGGAUGAAGCGAAAGGUGGAAGUGACGAAGGAGGGGAGGCGGGAGAGGGGGAGGAGGCGGAGGAUGAAGGGGACGGGGAGGAGGAAUACGCAGGUGAGGAAGAAGAAGUGGGAACCGGGGAGGCGGGGGGCGACUCGGAAGGGGAGUGGGACGAGGGAGGGGAGAGCGAUGACGAGGGGGAGUGGGACGCGGAAGAGGAGGGUGACGAUGAGGAGGAGUGGGAUGCGCGGAUGCGCUUGGAGGAAUGA
Closterium sp. Naga37s-1 is the source of this 387-nucleotide messenger RNA. The record is from the annotation of a GenBank genome assembly. NCBI's taxonomy places the organism in Eukaryota, Viridiplantae, Streptophyta, Zygnematophyceae, Desmidiales, Closteriaceae.